Molecule: messenger RNA, 1053 nt
Organism: Moesziomyces aphidis
Lineage: Eukaryota; Fungi; Basidiomycota; Ustilaginomycetes; Ustilaginales; Ustilaginaceae
Source: the annotation of a GenBank genome assembly
AUGUGCGCCUCUCGCCUGGCGGCACGGCUCGGCGUCCCCGCUGUGGUUCGAGUCGCACCAGCCACGCGCAGCCUCUCCACCUCGGCCGUGCACUCCAACGAAGACACCUUCCGCAGGGCAAACGCGCCUAUCGAGGAGGCGCGUUCGAUCGAGUUCAUCAACUAUCUGCUGGAACAGCCCGUCGAGACGAGUCACGAAGCGCUCGUGGAAGGGCUCACAGACGUUGAGAUCGCUUCGCUGCCCUUGGUGAUUACCAACAAGAUGUGGGGCCCAUUGCGAUCCCCAUUCACGCUGCCUCGACGCCUAGAGGUUGCCCAGUCUGAGGAGGGCGACCGGCCGCUGAAGAAUGCCGAGUUCGUCUACCGCACCUUCAAAGUCGAUACGAUUCUUCACUUGAAACGCCUCAACACCGAGAUCGCUGCACAAGUCGAGAUCGAAGGCAAGCACCGCUCCUUGAGCCCAGUCAUGCUGAUCGAUCCACAGUCGCGCACCCUCACCGUCGGCUUGCCUGCGUACGUUGGUAUUCAAGCGCCGUACCCCGCCAGGGACAACGCCGAGCAAGUCAUAGCCAAACUCAGAGAAUACCGCGCCGAAUCAACGUCGGCAGACAAGAAGAAGGAGAUUGCCAACGAGAUCCGUGCGCUCGUCGUGCCGCGAGGAUUCACCUUCCAUUACACCCGCUUCUCCAGAUACCUCAACUCGCUGUGGGAAUCCGUCAGGAGCCUCGAUCAGAACCAACUCUUCAACAAGGAGAUCCGUUUCGACGGUCGUGGCAAUGUCGUCGAUGCCUCCGCCACCGACGCAGCUCCCAAGCCGCCCGUCGUCCGCCGCUCUCGCAACCCGGACGCAGCGCCUCGCCAGAGAAGAGACAGAUCCCUGGCGGACAAGCUCAGAGCCGAUGAUCCAAAACUUCCCGAGGCGGGUACCUUUGUCGCCCAGGACGGAGAUGUGCACAAGCCCGAUGCCGACGAAGCACUGGAAGAGCAUGUGCCUUUCCCCAAGCCCACUCCCGAGGAGAUGGGCGUGAAGAAGCCCACAGAGCCCUCAUCCUAG